This is a messenger RNA of Leguminivora glycinivorella, 1901 nucleotides long. Its product is annotated as myoneurin-like. The record is from RefSeq and is a predicted model, not a curated record. Gene Ontology annotation, cellular component: nucleus. Gene Ontology annotation, biological process: regulation of transcription by RNA polymerase II. Lineage: Eukaryota; Metazoa; Arthropoda; Insecta; Lepidoptera; Tortricidae. Gene Ontology annotation, molecular function: DNA-binding transcription factor activity, RNA polymerase II-specific; RNA polymerase II transcription regulatory region sequence-specific DNA binding. The coding region runs from base 83 to 1726 and encodes 547 amino acids. The transcript has 8 exons.
AUUGGUAAUGGUUUCAACGAUCGCUUCCAAGUCUCGUUCUGGCUCCGUUUGCUUUUAUAGAACGCAGCUAUAAUUUGAGGCUAUGGCGAGUUCCGUGGACCUCAAAGUUGUUAUCCAACACAUCGUAAACGGUACAUUGGCAGAUAAUUUGUGUUUAGUUUGCUUGAAGCCGCUGGACCAGCUAAAUGAACAUAUUUUGACUACAAUAUGCAAGGAAGGCAAGGAAUAUUGCAUAGCAGACGUCUUAGAGCAGGUUUGCGACGUGAAGUUUUCAGAUAUAAUUCAAUACAGAGUAUGUUCAGAUUGCUUUGUAACAGCAUCAGCCGCCUACAAGUUCUUUCUAUCAACCAAGCGGAGUCAAGAGAUCCUAAAUUUCUACACAGAAGAACUGCAACAGAACAUGGAUUUUAUCAAUACAGAUUUGCAAAACUCUGAAGAUUCAAUCUGUAUCUCAUUGCCAUUAUUUGCUCCAAGUGUUGAUGCAUAUGACUAUGAUUUAGAAGGCCUAGCGCUCCAGAAUAGUCGUGAAAAUGCUGAUGAUCAGUCAGAUAGUGAAAAACAUAUUUCUGUUACCAAAAAGGAAUGUGAAGUAGUGGUAAAAAAGGAGGUUAUGGAUGAUGAGGAAGAGAAUGUCAUUGUAGUCAUGAAUGAUAACAAUAAGCCAUCCUUUUUAAAAUCUCGAGAUGGAAGUUACGUAUUAGUUGAUAAAGUUGAGGAGAAGAAGUAUAUGAAAAUUUUUGGUUAUACGGAUAAAGUUAAAGUGGAAGUGGAGGUGGAGAAAUGUAAGCAGCGGAGGAAGAGAAGGCCAAUGACAUACAUGUUCUGCAGCCAGUGCCCGGUCAAGUAUCGAUUUGGAGCUAAAUUAAAGGAGCACAUGAAAACUGAACAUAACAUUGAUUUGUUUGUUUGUCAGGUAUGCAAAGCCACAAUGGAAGACGAGCAAGAGUUUAACAACCACCUUAAAACGCACACCAACACACACAUCUGUGCGAUCUGCAACAUGGUCUUCAAGAAGCGGGACACCAUCAUCUCGCACCUCAAGCGGCACGAAGCUACACAGAGCUCUGUGACUGGCUCCCAUAUCUGUGAACUCUGUGGACAGGUUUUAGCAGAUGAGGAGCAUCUGAGACAGCAUUAUGAGAAGAAACAUGAUAAGAAGUAUACGUGUUAUUAUUGCGGGAAGAUGUAUAAGGGAGAACUUAGUUUUGAUAGUCAUAUUAAGAAGCAUGAGGAUCAUUUGAAUGGGAAAAAUGCGAACGUAACCCCAGCCCCAAAGCCUCAAGAAAAACCCACGAAGAAGAAGGAGAAGAGAUUCCACUGUGACCUGUGCGGCGGCAACUUUGUAGAUGAGCGGGCCCUCAUGUGGCACACAAGACUGCAUACUAAUGAGCGGCCGCAUAUAUGUGACAUCUGUGGUCGCGGCUUCGUCUCAGUGAACCGCCGCAAUCAACACGCUAAAUGUGCCCAUUCUGCACCAUCGCGCCGCUGUCCGCUGUGCCCAUCGCUAUUCCACCUGCGGUCCAUGGUCAACACGCAUAUCAAGAAGGUACAUCUAAAAGCCCACAAGCGUCGCAACCGCACGUCUAAAUAUCAAGAAGUGUACUGGCGCACCGAGCCUGUGCCCAUACAGGAGCUCAGCGUCUCCAUACAAAACGAGAUUUUGGAGCUUAAGGCUGCUCAAGAGAACGAGGUCAAAGGGUUGCCCAACCCUGACUGGGUGCUUUAAGGCUGCUCAAGAGAAUGAGGUCAAAUGGUUAGGCUCUAACUUUUAGCACUGCCUUCAAGUCAAGGGUCUUCAUACCUGGAGAGACUACAGAAUGAAAUUAUUUAUUUUAAACUAAUCAUGUCUAUAUUAUAAUAAAAUAAAUGUCAAUAAAGGGUUGUUGCUUUGACUACAAAAA